Molecule: messenger RNA, 807 nt
Organism: Trichobilharzia regenti
Lineage: Eukaryota; Metazoa; Platyhelminthes; Trematoda; Strigeidida; Schistosomatidae
Source: the annotation of a GenBank genome assembly
AUGUUCGAGGAUAACGGGGCAUCUAACUGUUCUGUGAGACAGCAAAACGCCACCAGUAACAAUUUCGAUAGUUCAUUUUACACUAGCAGCCUUAAAAGUGGCGUAUUCAAUUUUACGGCAGAACCUAAAUCGAGCAGUAAUCUAGUCACUUGCGGUUCUAAUAGUCCGUCUACGAAACUGGUUCACACGUCGGAGAAAAGAAGAGCAGAUAACCUGUUUUCAAACAAUGGAAUCCCUCACAAAUAUUACCUAUGCGAGACAGCUAUGGCGAAUCACUUCGCGCAGAUGAAUUUAGCUUUACCUGUCGAUGCAACCAAAAUUGUGAAUAAUAGUAAUAAUAAUUUGCCUUCGGUCGCUGUUUCUCCUUCGUUUCCAUUUGAUCCGAGUCAGGUUGCUUCAGCCCAUCAUAUCUAUCAAAAGUUAUCGGUAUGCACAAGCAAAGAAGCAAACACCAAUAACUCUGAUAAUGAAGAUGAAAGUGAUGAAGAUACAGAAGACAAUAGGUCGCCUUUACGAUUUUCAGACGACUUAAAAGAUCAUUUAAGAUGUAGUCGAGUUAAUCCAACCAAUGCAUUUCUAAAAGGACUGCUUUCAUCUGAACCAUCACUUGCAAUAGUGCCUUUCAAUCCAGAUCGACUCAAAGUAUUAAGUCCUUCUAAUACUUCAAAUGAAUCUUCUAAAGAAGACUCUGGCAUCUCAGCAUUAUCAGAUGAUCAGUUACUUGAUUCUGUUACCAUUUCACCCUCUUCGACUUUCAUAAGUGAUAAUCCGUCUAGCAUGGAUAUUGACUUAGACAUCCCCGUAUAA